Dracunculus medinensis (Guinea worm) is the source of this 822-nucleotide messenger RNA. NCBI's taxonomy places the organism in Eukaryota, Metazoa, Nematoda, Chromadorea, Rhabditida, Dracunculidae. The record is from the annotation of a GenBank genome assembly.
AUGAUUAGUUCAAUGAAUUGUUAUUUAUGUGCGUUGGCCAUAUCGGAUAUGACUGUUAUUAUUACAGCAUUUUUUUUAUUUUUUCUUGAAAAUAUACGCCGACGAUCAUUAAUAAUAUCGAAAUUUUUUGCAAUUUUAGCACCAAUAACCUUUCCACUUGGCUUAACAGCCCAAUCGUUCUCAGUAUUCCUUACUGUUACUGCUGCUAUUGACUGUUUUAUUCUUGUUUCUGCAUCAGCUGCAUGCAAAAAAUAUUUUUGCACAGUGAAUAGAUCUAUUCAGGUGGUUAUUGGAAUUUUUUUAAUUGCGGCGAUGUACAAUAGUCCUCAUAUGUUCGAAAUAUUUGUUGUUGACUGCUGGAGUUUAACCUAUUCACAUCAAAGCUUAGAUACAUAUUUGACAGUUUAUUAUGCUUGGCUCUAUACAGCAGUGAUGGCUGUCGGCCCAGUUAUAUCAUUAAUUAUUUUAAAUACAGCCAUUAUUUUAUCAAUAAAACAUGGAAAAAAGACAUCACAGGACGAUAGUGAUUCGGAUAUUAUUACACUUGUGCUUGUUGUUUGUCUCUUUAUUUCAUGUAAUAUUUUACCUUUAAUUGUCAAUUUUUUGGAAUUAUUUUUUGGUGUCACAAAUUCAUAUCUAAUAGAUUUAUCGAAUCUAAUGGUUGUUCUCAAUUCAUCGUGUAAUUUUUUGAUCUAUUAUGCAUUUGGCUCACGAUUUCGUUGCACCUUGAAGCAAUAUUUAUUUCAUUCGAAAAAAUCUUUCGAAAAUGGAUCGACACGCUUGAACGAUCUGUUCGCUCCACAAACUGAAUUUCUUAUAUGA